Molecule: messenger RNA, 600 nt
Organism: Lithohypha guttulata
Lineage: Eukaryota; Fungi; Ascomycota; Eurotiomycetes; Chaetothyriales; Trichomeriaceae
Exons: 3
Coding region: 1-600 (199 amino acids)
Source: RefSeq, a predicted model, not a curated record
AUGUCACGACAUGCAUCCUCUCAGCAAAGCAAAGAUUCGCAGCAGUAUCAGCUUGUGCCUUCAGAGUCACCGGCUGAUCAAGCACGUUCUUUGACUCAAGUCAGUCCUGGUUUCAUUUUUAACAACAAAGAUCAACUUAUUCACUCCUUACGAACACAUAAAGUCAACACCAUUACCGAAUUACGUCGUAUAGAGAGAAUCUUUGCACAUCUGGACUCUGAAGAAGUUGCAGAGCCUAUAACAUCAGCUUGGGCAUAUUACGUUAAUUCGAACAACCUUUUGAACGAAUUACGUGGUCUAACGAGGGAUAUUCCUUUCAGCUCAGAGUGUUUAGAUGAGGCUAAGGCUUUGGUGGUCGCCGACCCUGCAAGUGCUCGGAGUUGGAACUAUUGCUGGCUAGUUCUGGCGAAGAUCGAAAAAGAAAGUUUGAUUUUGAAAUAUGCUCGAGCUCUCGCCUCAAAGCGCAGCACAUGGGGAGAUCGUCAGCCUACUAAGGAGGAUGCUAAGAAGUUCAUCAGUGCAACCAUAGCUGAGUGGAACUUUGCAGUACGUCAACUUCUCAAACACUGGGACAUUGCGCCGAGCACCACAGGCGACUAG